Plasmodium gonderi is the source of this 2523-nucleotide messenger RNA. RefSeq lists its product as hypothetical. The record is from RefSeq and is a predicted model, not a curated record. Lineage: Eukaryota; Apicomplexa; Aconoidasida; Haemosporida; Plasmodiidae. Bases 1 to 2523 code for a protein of 840 amino acids. The transcript is spliced from 2 exons.
AUGAAGACGUUCAUUCUGCUGUUACUACUUGUAACAAUCAGUUACUUCUAUGGAUGCGAAAAUCUGAAGAAUGGAAAGCGGGAAUUUGGAAAAACUUCUGUACAGGUAAGGCGGAGAAUCUUGAAUGUGGAAGACGAAACAAAACACUUACCAAGUGGAAGUUCAACAAGAGAAACAUAUCAUGAACCUCGUAAUGAAAAACAUACCAGAUUUGAAGUCAAACAUGGUAAGAUCCUAGUUUUUGACAAAGAUACAGGAGAAAAAAUAUUUGUACGCCCUGGUGAGUCAGAUGUUGCUAUUCCUGAUCCAAUUAGUGAAGAGAGAAUUUCUUUUAGGAAAAAAAAUGAUAAGCAAAAGGAUAUUGAUGCGGAAACAGGGGAGAAAGUUGUUGGACAUGAUGCGAGAACAGAGGAGAAAUUAGUUGGGCUUGAUUCUGGAACAGGAAGAACCGUUUCGAAUUCCAAGGAUGCAGACGAUGUUGGAAUGAUGAAAGGAAGAAAGAGAUUGAAGUAUCCAAUUUAUCCUGAGAAGGAAAACCGUGUCGAGUUUAUGCAAAGGAGUACAGCGGAUGAUGGGGACAGAGACAGGAAUGAAACUGGAAAAGGUAAUCGAGAUGUAGAUGUGGAUGAUGAAGAUGUAUAUGAUGAUGAAGAUGGAGAUGAUGAUGUAGAAUUAGAUGAAGAUGGAGAUGAUGAUGUAGAAUUAGAUGAAGAUGGAGAUGAUGAUGUAGAAUUAGAUGAAGAUGGAGAUGAAGAUGUAUAUGAUGAUGAAGAUGAUGAAGAUGGAGAUGAUGAUGAAAAUGGAAAUGUGAAUGAAAAAGUAGGUGGAAAGAUGGAUGAAAAGAUAAAUGAAAAGGUAGAUGAAAAGGUAGUUGGAAGUGCCGAUGAUGGAGAUGGAAAGGUAGAUAAAAAUAUAGUAGGAGAGAGAGAUAAAAAUAUAGUAGGAGAGAGAGAUAAAAAUAGAGAAGUAAGGGGGGCCCUGAAAAACACAGAAAUACCUAUAAAAAAUGGUAUUGGGAACAUUUUUAGAUAUAUAAUUGAUAAGGCUGGUUAUGGACAAGCUUUUGUGAAACUAUUAAACACGAAGGAUCACGAUGGUGAGGAGGAGGAGGAACAACCUGAAGGAAGAAGUUACGUUUCUAACUCAGAAAAAAAAAUUGCAGAGAGUGAAGCUAAGGAAGAUUUGGAAUCAAAUAGCGAAAAUUUGGUGAAUAAAAAGGAAUUACCAAAAGGAAAUAAGAGAGAUGAAAUGAUAAAAGAAUAUGUUAGCAUUUUAUUAAACAAUGGAGAAAAAAUUUUAAAGGAAAAUGUUAGUCAUUUUCUAAAAAGAAUUUUUAACUUAAUCGUUAAAGAAAAACUAAUGACUAGUAUGUGCCACAAUGGGGAAGAAACUUCCACAAAUGUGAAGUUGAAAGAAGUAAAAAAUUUUGUUGGUGCAGGUGAAAAGGAAUCAAAUUGUGACAAUGUUGGAUGUGAUAAAAGGAACAAGGAAAAUUGCCGAGAAAGUGAAAAAAGUUGCCCAGAAGAUGAAAAAAAUCACCGAGAAAGAGAAAAAAAUCACCAAGAAAGUGAAAAAAGCCAUCAAGGAAGUGAAAAAGGCCAUCAAGGGGAUAAGGAAUAUGCACCAGGAGAAAAAAGAAGCACAGAAAAAAAUGCGAGUCCCAAGAAAUGCUUCUUGUCCAAAUUGAAAGAUGCGAAAUUCUUUAAUGAAGAUGAUCUGUACAAGUAUUACAUUUCGCUGGAAGACAUGUUAAAAGAUAGGAAAAUUCAGCGGAAAAAUGACAAAGUGUCAAAAUAUUUAACAUUUCACCCAGUAGAAAAUAUAAGAGAACAUUUCGAAAACAUAGCAAAUAAUAAUAUAUUUAUAGAAUCACUUAGAAUUAUACUAUUCGAUUCGCAUAAAAAACAUGAACAAGAUGUAUAUUCCAGUUUUGUAGUGGUUAUAGAUACAUUAUUUUCCUUGAUUAAAGAACAAAAGGGAAUUAAAGAUAUGUAUACUUAUGUACAGUUAUUUUUUGAGGACUUAAAUAAACUGAACAUGAAAGUGUUAGAUUCUCUGAAAGUUUCUUCAAUGAACGAAUCAAAACUGUUUGAUAUUCCUGAUUUUACUAUUACUAACUUUGAAUAUAUCUUGUCUAAAAUAUAUUCUCGCUCUGUUUUGGCAAAUAUUUUAAGUGAAAAAAUGGAUAACUUAGAUAUAAACAAUCUACUACAAUUUUUGAAGAAUAGGGUAAAUAAUUUCAAUUUUAGUUUUAUUGAUAAUUCGGUAAGUGUCACUACAGGCCCUUCUGCGGAGAUUCUUCUUUCCACUGCAUCUAUUUCGACUGAAACUGUUUCAGCAGAUAAGAUUCAAAUGAAUAACUUUCUUAUGGAAUCAGAUAACACUCUGUGUAAAUUUAUUCCUAUUAAAAAGAAGUUACUGUAUGAAAAGCUAAAUGUUACUAGAAAAGUUGCAGAAGAAGUGAUCCUGGAUUACUUAUUCCGUUUACUUUUGAAGAAAGUACAUGAAUAUGUUCUGGAAUGA